AUGGUACUAUAUUCUUUCGAAAGUAUCUAAUGAUGGUUAGGAGAGCGAAUGCGAGACGUUUUUAUUAGAAAAUUUGAAGUAUUGUAUAUUUAUGGUGAAUUACGGAAAUAUUUAUGUGUUUGAAACAAGUAUGAUGGAUGAUAUUCACAUGAAUUCGACAAUUACAAUUGAAAAAUUCGAAGAAGAGGUAGUUAAAUUAGACUCGAGUUUCAACGCCAACGAGAUCAUUUGUCUUGAUAAUCAGAGUUAUAAAUCGAGAAAUGCCAAUAAAUGUUUCUCUUCUGAUUAUAUUAAUGCUGAUAGUGGAGUUGAUGAUAUGAUUAAGACCGAUGUUAACACCAAUGAAGAUCCAUCAUCGUUACAACUUAAUGAUAUCACUUUAAAACCUAUUUUUAAGGUUAUGUUCCGUGAUGAGAGUAUUUCACGGCUAUAUCGACAAAAAAUAAGAGAUUUCUUAUAUACUUUAGUGCAGUCAAAAUUGCCCUGUGAGGAAGAUGUGAAUACAUCCAAUUUGGUAUUAGAAAUCUGGGAUAAGAAAAUAUUUCAAGAUAAUUUGUCUAUUAAUAAAAAGAAUAAUAUUAUAUCAUUAUCCAAUAAUCAUAGUAUAGAAAGCAGCAAUGUUACAUGUGAUUUACUAUUUGAUACCCAACCAAAGUUAACAAAUGAUUUUGAUAUACCUACUUAUGGAAAGAAAUAUAAAAGUACAUUUGAGGAACCAGAUUCUGAAAUGUUGAAAGAUCCAGCACCGAAAAUGAGUUGUUUUAAUUGUGAAGGUAAUCACAAUCUGCGAGAUUGUCAGUUGCCUAGAAAUCAAGCGAGUAUUAAUAAAAAUCGUAAAGAUUUUGCUGUAAAACAUAUGAGAUCAGGAGUCCGUUACCAUUUAAAUGAAGAACAAAAAUUUAGUCAUAUAAUUCCUGGUCAAUUAAGUCAAAAGCUACGUGCAGCCCUAGGAUUAAAAGAUAAUGAAUUACCUAAGCAUAUAUACAGAAUGAGAUCACUUGGCUAUCCUCCUGGAUGGUUAGAAGAAGUGUGUUUACAACCUUCUGGAUUAUCAUUAUUUAAUUCUGAUGGGAUAGCAGAAAUUGAAACACAUGACGAAUCACGAGAAAUCACUAUGGAUACAAAUAGGGAUCAAUAUGAUAUAAAAAAAAUAUAUGAUUUUCCUGGCUUUAAUGUACCGCCUCCUCCUGGCACCAUUGAUGAAUGUUAUAAAUUUUAUGCACCACAAAUGCAUCCCAUGCAUAGUAAAGAAGCGAUGUUAUUAUGUCUGCAAGGUAAAGAAACAAAUGAUGGUUAUAAGCGUAAGAAAUUAAAACUAUCUACAUCAGCAAAUGUCUCGGAAAAAAUAAUAUCUUGUGAAAUGGACAUAGAAGAUGCUGAAGAAGCUUCUAUCGAAAAUGUGGUGUUAAUGGACAUUUCGUACCACCAUUACCAAACCAAUUUAACAUCAUUGUUGCCACCACCGCCGCCACCACCGUCACCACCGCCACCACCAUCACCAGGAAUAGAUGUAGUAAUGGAAGAUUUGGAUUCGCGAUCUCAAGAAUUACUUUCCCUAUACGGAUGA
Molecule: messenger RNA, 1567 nt
Organism: Harpegnathos saltator (Jerdon's jumping ant)
Lineage: Eukaryota; Metazoa; Arthropoda; Insecta; Hymenoptera; Formicidae
Product: zinc finger CCHC domain-containing protein 8-like
Exons: 7
Coding region: 92-1567 (491 amino acids)
Biological process (GO): RNA processing
Cellular component (GO): catalytic step 2 spliceosome
Molecular function (GO): RNA binding
Source: RefSeq, a predicted model, not a curated record